AGAUCAAAUCGACCAAAGGCUUCACAAAUCUUACUCCAAUGUCGGCCAAAACAUAAAAUCUUUCUCCAUUCAAAAAGGCUCGAAAAGCCUUCAUUCUUCAGCUUGCAAAAGCUAAAGAUGACGAACAAUGGCUUUGGAAAUUCAGGAUUUGUUCACCUCGAUGUUCAACAGACAAACUUGACAGAGGCUCAAGAUGAAAAAGUUGGCUUAGAGAACUUUGAGCUCCUUAAAGUCCUCGGGACUGGAGCAUAUGGCAAGGUCUUUCUCGUCCGCAAACGCGGGGGGUUUUAUACUGGAAAGUUGUUUGCAAUGAAAGUGCUGAAGAAAGCGACGAUCGUGCAGAAAGCAAAAACUGCCGAGCAUACAAGAACAGAACGACAAGUCUUGGAAGCCGUCAGACGAUGCCCUUUCUUAGUGACUUUACAUUGGGCUUUCCAAACCGAAGCGAAACUUCACCUCAUCAUGGACUACGUUAAUGGAGGAGAGCUCUUCACUCACCUUUACCAAAGGGAGAAAUUCACGGAAGAUGAAGUUCGUAUUUACAUUGGAGAAAUUGUGAUUGCUCUAGAACAUCUACACCGGCUUGGAAUUAUCUACCGCGAUAUUAAACUGGAAAACAUUUUAUUGGAUUCCGAAGGCCAUGCUGUCUUGACGGAUUUUGGCCUCAGCAAAGAAUUUUCUGCUCCUAAUUCUGGUGAGAGGGCAUAUUCAUUCUGUGGUACUAUUGAGUACAUGGCGCCUGAAGUAGUCAAAGGUGGUAGUAAAGGACAUGAUAAUGUUGUUGAUUGGUGGAGCCUUGGAGUAUUAAUGUAUGAACUUCUUACUGGUGCAUCUCCAUUCACUGUGGAUGGAGAAAAGAACAAUCAAUCCGAGAUAUCAAAACGAAUUCUCCACAACAAUGCUCCAAUGCCGCAUGACUUAUCCCCAGACGCUAUUGAUCUCCUUCGGAAGCUGCUACAGAAAGACCCAAAAGCUAGGCUUGGGGCAAAAGGGGCACAUGAAAUAAAGAAACAUCCAUUUUUUAAGUGUAUUAAUUGGGAUGACCUUGAAGCCAAAAGAAUAACAGCUCCCUUUAAACCAAGGAUUAGAGAUGAACUGGAUGUUAGCAAUUUUUCUGAAGAGUUCACGGAUCUUGCACCUCUUUACUCCCCUGCAGCCGCACCCAAAACGGCAGAUAGAGUCUUCAGAGGAUAUUCCUUUGUGGCACCGUCAAUAAUAUUUGGUGAAAAUGAAUUUAAUGUCGCAUCACAAAGACCUGAACAUGGAUUGGUGGACUAUGCAGCAAUGUUUGAAGGAUCCCAUUUUUUCCAGAAUUAUAGAAUUACAAGUGAUGUACUUGGAGAUGGUAGCUUCUCUACCUGCAGACGGUGUGUUCAUCUGAGAACAGGAAUGGAAUAUGCUGUAAAAAURAUAAGCAGAAGGUGCGACCCAACACGUGAAAUCCAGUCUUUAAGAAUAUGUCAGGGACAUCUGAAUAUUGUUACUCUUUAUGAAGUAUAUAAUGAUGCUUUUCAUACCUACUUAGUCAUGGAGCUACUGGCUGGCGGAGAGCUGUUAGAAAGGAUCCGAAAAAAGAAAACCUUUACCGAGUCUGCUGCUAGUGUUAUUAUGAAAAAACUAGUUUGUGCUGUGGAAUAUAUGCACCAGAAAGGUGUUGUCCAUCGAGACCUUAAACCAGAGAAUGUUUUAUUUGUAGAUAAUUCAGAAGAAUCAGAAGUAAAAUUAGUAGAUUUUGGUUUUGCAAGGUUAAAACCUCCUGAAAGUCAACCACUGCAGACACCUUGUUUUACUGUCAACUAUGCCGCGCCAGAAGUACUAGACCAAACUGUCAAUCAUACUGGCUAUAAUGACUCAUGUGAUCUAUGGAGUCUUGGUGUCAUUUUGUAUACCAUGUUAUCUGGUCAAGUACCAUUCCAGAGCAGUGGUAGCUGGUACAGGUCAUCAGCAGGCUUUGUUAUGCAAAGAAUCACUCAAGGGGACAUUAGAUUUGAAGGUCAACAAUGGCAGUCCAUAUCAACCCCAGCUAAAAAUCUCAUCCAAGGAUUAUUGACUGUAGACCCUAAAGCAAGACUAACAAUUCAAGAAGUCCUUCACCAUAGCUGGUUACAAGGAGGGAACCUUUUGCCACACACACCUCUUAUGACUCCAGGCAUACUUGAACAAGGACACAAAAGAACUUAUGUGGAGUCAGCACUAAAUGUAACCUACGAUGCUUUUAACAAAGCUCAGCGCCAAGGUUUUACACUGAUGGAAGUGGAGAACGCUCCCCUUGCCAAGAGAAGAAAACUCAAGAAGACUACUUCAAGUGACAGUCAUUCUACUACAAGCACUUGUAGUGAGCAAAGUAAUUCAGGGGGGCUGUCACCACUGCAGAAUAACAGAUGACAAUUACAUGUUCAGCAUGCAAAUUAAUGAAUAUUUUAAUUAACAGCUGGUAGUGAACAAGUUGUUUUAGGCACAACCACUCAAAGCCUAGCCAAUGCUAACAAUCUAGGUUUUCAUGGGAUUAGUUUUAUCUAGGCUACCACUUGGCUAUGGAAAGCAUGUUCCCUUGACAAAGUUACAUGUGCUUAGCAAAGCUGUUGUCUGGAAAACAGUCAGUUGGUUAAUAUGUAGAUAAAAUAAUAAUUUUUAUGAUUUUUUAGUGUUUUAAUUCUAAUUUAAAGAGCGAGUCAAGACACAGGGCCAGGUACUGUAGUUUGUAGGCCCUUAUUUUUUUAUUUUUGUCAAAAGCAACCAUAAUGUUUGAAUGAUCACAAAAAGAAAUUUAAAUCCUACUCAGUUCUAAAUGGACCUGAGACUUCCUAGAUAUUUCUAGGUUCUGGAAUUACUGAGCUAAAAAGAAUUAGGAAGAUCAAGACCCCAGACUUAAGUGGGGAAAUUAUUAACAGUGGAUUCCACAGAGUGGAUCUUCUUCCACUAGAUUCCAUGUUUGUUUGUUAGAUAGGAAAAUUCAAAAAUUAUAAUGGAAUUCAAACUCCUUUAAAUUCACUGAUAGAAGAGUUAUUGGAUCUGCAUGGUUGUAUGUAAUUGGAGGUGUGUGCUAAGCUUAUUAUAGUGAUGAUAAAAAAAUUAAUGUCCCACAAAUUGGUAAGUUAUUGAUCCCCACAUUACAUUAUUUAUUGCAUAUUACAUAUAUAUGAAUAUUAUGGUAAAUGGUUGCAAGUUAUUGGCUGAUUGAGUUGUUACUUAUGAAUGGCUGACUCACAGCUAUUAACAGCUGUUGAAUGAUCCAAGUGUCAAGUGCUUUGUUCAUGACUCUCUCCUGGCUCAAGAGACUGAUCAACAGUCCCCUUCACAGUUCCAUUCACCAUCUUGUAAGAUAGCCUGGCCUUUGCAUUGAUCAGUGAGCUUGCAAUGACAUGAAUAAUUCUUCAAGGUGUUAAAAAAAGGUCUCUAUCAUUGCAAGCUAAUCGUUCCUUUCCCGUCAAUGCAAAGGUACGGCUACCUUUCAAGAUGACGCAGGGAACUGUGAAGGGGACUAAAACUCCCAGUGCAUGGUUGGCAUAAAAUAUUAAUUUGACAUUUACACUUAAGCCAUCAAGUAACUGGUACAAUGGUGGAUGAUACUUGUUUUCUGGUCAAAAGAAAAACUAGUGCUUAUUGUAGGUGCAGAGAUUACAAAAUAAAUUCCAUGCAUGCCAGUUAGGUAAAUCUACUACAACUUGUUCACUAUAAUGAAUAAUAAARUUGUAGGUUAAAUAGAUUUAAAUACCUAGUUAGUAUACACCUAAGGUUGUCAAUUGAUUGUAAUUAUUAUGAAUUUUAGUUCAAGUCUGGUUGUACAUACAGUAUUAGAGUUAGUCACUAAUAUCUAUUAGAAUUAUUAUUACUUAUUAUACUUGCAUCCAUCGUAGCCAUUUUAUUCCAUGUUCAAGCAGGAUUAAGGAUUUUUAGUUUGUGAUUUUUUAAUUUUUUUAGACCUUGGAAUUGGUAAAGUUUUAGGCAAGCCAUGUUAUUUUGAAAGUUGAUUAUGUGAACAGGUCGUUGGAGCUAGGCAUGGAUGCAAAUUUACAAGCUACGUCUUGCAUUAGGCUAUUGUAUCUAAGGAAUUCUCAGAAUGAGCAUUUAUCUGGUAUUUCCAAAUUAAUAAAAAAGAAAAAUAAUUACCAUAUCUGGAAGCAUGGUACAAUUGGUAAAACUGUAAAAAAGUAAAAAAGUUUGAAGAAAAUAUAUUCAAAACUCACGAAGAUAUGAUUUUUGAAUAAUGUGAAUAAUUCUACAACUACUUUGCCUCCAACAAAGGUUUUCUUACGAAAUUUCGAUUUUUGAGAAUUCAUAUCAUCACAAUUUUUGAACUUUCUUCCUUCAAAUUCCUCAAUUUUACUAAUUUUAUCAUGCUCUUUUCAGGUUUUGUAACUAUUCUUUUGUCCUGUGAGUUUUGCAAAUUACAAGAUAAAGGCUCUUUGGAAGAGAUUAUCAAGCAAUAGACACAUGAUCUACUCUCAUAUGAUCAAGAUUGACAAUUACCUUUUUAAUUAAUUAAUUAAUAAUUUGACUCUUAUUUUAGCUGGGUUUAAAUGGCCACAAAUAAAACUGAUAAACAGUUGAAUCUGAAUUAAAGCCUGUUAUUAUUCUUUGGAAUAAAUGAUUCAUACCACAAA
Molecule: messenger RNA, 4604 nt
Organism: Actinia tenebrosa (Australian red waratah sea anemone)
Lineage: Eukaryota; Metazoa; Cnidaria; Anthozoa; Actiniaria; Actiniidae
Product: ribosomal protein S6 kinase alpha-5
Biological process (GO): protein phosphorylation; intracellular signal transduction
Molecular function (GO): ATP binding; magnesium ion binding; protein serine/threonine kinase activity
Source: RefSeq, a predicted model, not a curated record